AUGUGUUUGACAUUACGAAAUUUGCUGAUUUUUUUGGCAUUUAACUUUGUUGCGUGCUUCGAGAAAUCGUAUGAAAACUUUAAAGUUUAUUCAGUGUUUUGUGGCACUACACAAGAUGUCAAAACUUUGCUAUCAUUUGAACACAAUCCGAUGAUUGAUUUCUGGAGUUUGCCUGGCUUUCAAAAGACGACAAGCAUUCUAGUCGAUCCAGAAUUUCAGGAAGAGUUUGAAAACUUUUUAACAUAUGGAAAGUUCAAUUAUGAAAUUUUAAUUGAAAAUGUUGGGAAAACCAUGAAAAGUCGUACGUACAACAAAUUAAAAUUCCAUUUCCCUAUCGGAAAUUUCACUAAUACAGUAAAUCGUGAUUUUUCCCGCUACUGGACGUUAACCGAGAUCGAAGAUUAUGUAAACUUUCUCUCACAAUCGACAUCUUUGUAUGUUCGAAAAGUGAUAAUUGGAAAGUCAUACGAAGAACGAGACAUUUAUGCAUUGACAAUAUCAUUGGAUGAGACGGUUGGAAAUCAACCAAUUUUGUUCAUCGACUCAGGAAUUCAUGCUAGGGAAUGGGCUGGGCACAUGUCGGUAUUGUAUUUGCUUUAUCAGCUUGUAGAAAAUUAUUCGGAAAACUUGGAAUUGUUGGAAAAUGUUGAUUGGGUCGUUGUACCCGUUGUUAAUCCAGACGGCUACGAAUACACAUUUACAAAUGAUCGCUUUUGGCGUAAGAAUCGUCGGCCAAUUGAUGAAAAUUGUGUGGGAGUUGAUAUCAAUCGAAAUUUCCGCUAUGGUUGGAAGGCUGCUGAUAAUGGGACAACACCAUGUUCGUUCACUUAUCCGGGACCAUCACCACAUUCUGAGCCAGAAACAAAAGCUUUAGCGGACUUUAUGCUACAAUUUAGAUACAAACUAAAACUUUAUGUGUCUAUGCAUUCAUACGCUUCUUUUCUGCUUUACCCGUUUUCGUUUGAUUUCAUUUAUAUCUCAAAUUGGAAGCAACAUCAAGAACUUUGCAAAAUCUACGUCGACACAGUGAAUCAAAUUACAAAAUUUGAACCUUACACGUUUGGUCAUUCUGCCUCGGAAUUUUAUCUUGCAACAGGAGUUUCAGAUGACCACGUCAUUGGAGAAGCUGGUGCGAGAUUGUCAAUUGUUAUUGAGUUGCCUGGUGGUGGCACUCGAGGUUUCGAUUUUCCAGAAGAAAACAUUGAAGAUUUGAUCAAAGAAACAUUUGUUGGGUUACGUCAGUUUGGAAUUUAUGUCGGAAAUAAUUUUUAA
This is a messenger RNA of Clunio marinus, 1272 nucleotides long. NCBI's taxonomy places the organism in Eukaryota, Metazoa, Arthropoda, Insecta, Diptera, Chironomidae. The record is from the annotation of a GenBank genome assembly.